Molecule: messenger RNA, 1959 nt
Organism: Zea mays
Lineage: Eukaryota; Viridiplantae; Streptophyta; Magnoliopsida; Poales; Poaceae
Exons: 2
Coding region: 228-1490 (420 amino acids)
Molecular function (GO): protein binding
Source: RefSeq, a predicted model, not a curated record
ACCCCGGAAUUGUGGAGUCCCCAAUCGCGAGACCACGGUUCCUCCCUGCGGCUCCUCUGCCGCGUCCGGCGUUGGCUACCGGCCGUUACUGCAAUCGCGACAGACCGGUCACCACGGUUCCUCCCUGCGGCUCCCCUGCCGCGUCCGGCGUUGGCUACCGGCCGUUAUUGCUGGUGGCGAGCGCCACCCCCCCACCCCCAACCUCUCAAAGUCUCAAGUGAUUAAGGAUGUCUCUGUCCAAACCGUGCGCCAUGCCGGAGCGGCGCAUCGUGCCGGUUCCCGCGACGUCCGACAUCGGCGUUCUGCCCAUGGACGCCCUGCGCGAGAUUCUACUGCGCCUCCAGGCCAAGGAGCUCUGCCGCCUCCGCCUGGUCUGCCGUCUGUGGCGGUCCCUCCUCUCCGACCCGCACUUCGCCGCGCCCCACUACGCGCGGCAUCGGGCGGUGCUCAUCAUCGCCGCCUACAAGGACGACGCGGGGCGCGACGUGCUCGUGGACAUCAUGGAUCUCUCCGGGCAAAUCGUGAAGAAGGUGCCCACAAUGGAGGGCGACAGAGCCGCCGUGAGGGGCGGGGGGACCCUUGACCGCGUCUGUGUUAGGAAAAUCGACGACAGCCGCAGCAGCUACCGAGUGUUCAACCCGAUUCGCGAGGAAGUGUACUACUUACCGGACAGAUUAUUCGAUCCGGCUACUGGAGCUGUGUACCGCAUACCAGACAGCUACGCAGAAGAGCAUGUGGAGCUCGCUUCGAGCUUGAUCACCGAGCCCAAGUAUCUGUUUGGACAGGUCGCCCGGACAGGAGAGUGCAAGAUGUUUCGAAUGCUAUUCCAUUUUUCCGUUGGCAUUGGAGGUCGGGGGAUGUUUGAGGUCUGCACGCUCAACUCCGAUAACAGUAGCAGCCGGGCAGCAGGGUGGAGGAGAGCCGCGCCCCUUGAAAAAGGCAUUCAGAUUAGUAGGUUUACCAGUGUGGUAAUCGAUGGGGUUGUCUACUGCCUUUGCUUUGGUCCACACCAUUCUAUCACCUUCGACAACCGAGUUACCGAGCAAGAUUUGAUAUUUACAUUCGACCUUGAGACUGAGGCAUGGGGACCGUCAAUCCGGGGGCCCCCGAUCACCUUCCCUGAUGACGCUGAUCUCAUGUUCUACUACCUUGGUCUUCCUAAUGUAAAGCAACUGACAAUAGCCAACCUGAAUCGCUCCUUGGCUGUUGUGCAUGGCCCAGCUCCGUAUGUUGAUGUUUGGAUUCUACUGGACUUUGCAAAGGGUCUCUGGGUCAAAAUGUACAGCAUACAGUUUGAGAAAUACACCAUUCUUAAGCCCGUGCAUCCCUUGUUUGUGUUUGGCGACGGGAGGAUCAUCCUGUAUAAACAAGACCAUGAUUACCUGCAGAUUUAUGAUCCAAGAACCAACACACUUGCUGAUUUACUGGAGUCAAAGCAUUUCUCUGCAGUUGCUAGGUACACAGGAAACCUACUGAGCUUAGAGCGCUGAGUACUAAUGAGGUUUAUAAAAAGGAGUCAUCUCAGCUCAGCUGGAGCAUGGCGCAGAAAUUUCAAGAAGACGGCGCUGCACUUUCAUCAGUGAGAUCGAAUGGAUGGAGGUGACAAUAGGGUGACGAUCAUCUGAAGGCAGAGCAUUCCAUGCUGAGAGACUUUUGUUGAAAACUGAGCACAGCCUGUGCGCUGUUAAAAGCCAUCUGGCCAUGUAAAGGUUCAGAUGUUGUGUGUGGCUAUGAACGCUUUACGUUGUGAGGUAACGCCUCUCAGUGUAGUUCAUGUUGUGCCAAUUGGAUGAACCCUCUGUGUUCAUUCCAAUGUGUUUUUUUGCGGUUUGAUUAGUUUUCUUUUCAUUCCAAUGUGUUUUUAUGCGGUUUGUUUAGUUCCUUUUUUCUUAGUUACAAACCUUUGUAAUUUUGUUACUGUCAAAUAAUGAAAUUCAGCUUUCCCGUGGUGGAAAACAA